AUGUUCUCAGCAUCACCAUACAUUGGUAAACAAAAGUGGAUAUUGGAUAUUGGAAGUAUUAGCGUCAUUGGAAUUAUUACGUUCUUGUAUAAAUCUCACAAUGCCUACUCUAGCAUAAAGCAAGUCAUAUUCAGUGGAAAAUAUAUGGGAAUGUCGGUCUGUCUUAAAAAACCUUCAUAUAGUGGCGGCUUAUACACAACAGGAUUUCUUGUAGACGGCGGUUAUUUGUCCGAAAAAAUCAAAGACGUUGAUGAUCCCAAUUGUAUUAUGUGUGACUUGCUAGAAUACAGUUUUCCAAUUAUAAGAAUAUGGGAAGCGCACUUUUGUCUGGUCUUUGAUGAAGUGGGCUUCAUACCGAGCCGCAUAACGACUAUAAUAUAUUCAAAAUCAGAACCACAAAAGCGGAAGAAGUAG
Messenger RNA from Phycomyces blakesleeanus NRRL 1555(-), 414 nucleotides. RefSeq lists its product as hypothetical. The record is from RefSeq and is a predicted model, not a curated record. The transcript is spliced from 4 exons. The coding region runs from base 1 to 414 and encodes 137 amino acids. Lineage: Eukaryota; Fungi; Mucoromycota; Mucoromycetes; Mucorales; Phycomycetaceae.